CUUCUGCCCGGGUUCUACCGAGCCGUCCUCCAGCCAAAUGUCACCGUCCUUACUCAAGCAGAAGGAGAAACAGCCUGGGAAGAUGAGCAGGAGAUGCGCGACCGAAUGGCCGAAUACGCCAAAGAAAAAUUUGCCAAGAAAUACCACCACUGGGAUAAUAUUAAAAAGCGAGCGAAACGGGAUGGUGGCAGCCUGAGCAUACCAAUAGCUACUGCCGUCGUCACUGGCAUGAUUGGAAUGACGGCAAAAACUGUGCAAGAUCUGGCCAGCUACCAGUACGGUGUUUCGGAGGGUGGCUGUGUCUGGUUCGGCACGGCGCCACUUUGCAACCAUCACUGCCCGUCGGAUUACGACUACAUUCGCAGCCAUACUGGAAGAUGCUCAGACUUCUGGAUGGCCGGCUUCUGCGUGCCUGAUGAUAGCUUUGGAAAGCCGUGUACCACGAUACUCGGCGACUACUUCAAGAAACGCUUCUGUUGCAAAUCAGACCCGCGGGAAUGCGCGUGGAGCGGCCGCUGGAUGGGCGCGAAUACCGCUCACAACAUCUACUGCCGC
Molecule: messenger RNA, 555 nt
Organism: Mesorhabditis spiculigera
Lineage: Eukaryota; Metazoa; Nematoda; Chromadorea; Rhabditida; Rhabditidae
Source: the annotation of a GenBank genome assembly